AUGGAUGUACUAGGUGAUGUUGCAGUUCUUGCGCUGCCAUACCCGUUCUCCUUGGAUCCUUCGAAAGGCAACACCAACCAUUUUGCAACCCCGCCAAACUUCUGGACGACCGCGGAAGUCUCUAUUGGCCUUCUAGCAGCAUGUAUGCCGCCUCUAAAUCCUUUGAUUAGACGCGCACCGUCUUCACUAAACAUAGACGACUCCAUAAAUACUAGCCUUGCUUUACGUCGUUCGGACCGCAGCAAAACAUCCGAGAGAUUAUCGAGUGUCGAGAUAACUCCGAAGAUUCAUGAGUUCAAUGAGGGUAAGAUGGUGGCAACGAAAAGGGCAGAUAUUGAGAUGAGUGACUAUGGAAGCAUCGAGGUGGACGAGUCUGCGAGUAUUGGCAAAGUUGUGUGA
Molecule: messenger RNA, 399 nt
Organism: Letharia lupina
Lineage: Eukaryota; Fungi; Ascomycota; Lecanoromycetes; Lecanorales; Parmeliaceae
Exons: 2
Coding region: 1-399 (132 amino acids)
Source: RefSeq, a predicted model, not a curated record